Loxodonta africana (African savanna elephant) is the source of this 3941-nucleotide messenger RNA. RefSeq names its product C-C motif chemokine receptor 8 (gene CCR8). Lineage: Eukaryota; Metazoa; Chordata; Mammalia; Proboscidea; Elephantidae. Bases 369 to 1433 code for a protein of 354 amino acids. Gene Ontology annotation, molecular function: C-C chemokine receptor activity; C-C chemokine binding. Gene Ontology annotation, cellular component: external side of plasma membrane; membrane. The record is from RefSeq and is a predicted model, not a curated record. The transcript is spliced from 2 exons. Gene Ontology annotation, biological process: G protein-coupled receptor signaling pathway; immune response; positive regulation of cytosolic calcium ion concentration.
GGAGAAUGGGCUGUGCUCUGCUCUUAUACCAGGAUGUUAAGAGAGGGGAAUAGAAGCAAGGUGAGCUGGUGUUUUUUUUUUUUUUAAUAUUGGUAAAAAGGAAAGCGUAGGAGGGGAGAUCAAUCUGAUACCAUAUUCUUGUUUCGCAAGUAUACUGGCCACAAGAAAAAAUCUAUUUUGGGUAUACCGAAAUGAAGCUUGUGUCUUAAAAAAACAGCCUACUUGCUUGACAUUAUAAGUUAUAGAAAGGUGGCAUCAUGGAGAGGAUUGUCUAAGGGUUUUGGACUCGGAAGACCUGGAUUAAAAGCCCAGCUCAGUCAAACUACUCCACAAGACUGUGUCCAGGAGAUUGAGGUCCUUCUGCCUCAAUGGAUUACACACUCGAGCCCAACGUGACAGAAGUAACCGACUACUACUACCCUGAUGUCUUCUCAAGCCCCUGUGAUGGGGAGCUCAUCCAGAGAGGCAGCAGCUUGCUUCUUGCCAUCUUUUACUGCCUCCUGUUUGUAUGCAGUCUUCUGGGCAACAGCCUGGUCAUCCUGGUCCUUAUCACCUGCAAGAAGCUGAGGAGCAUCACAGACGUGUACCUCUUGAACCUGGCCCUGUCCGACUUGCUUUUUGUCUUCUCCUUCCCCUUUCUGACCCACUAUCACCUGGACCAGUGGGUGUUUGGGACUGUAAUGUGCAAGGUGGUCUCUGGAAUUUAUUACAUUGGCUUCUUCAGCAGCAUGUUCUUUGUCACCCUCAUGAGUGUGGACAGAUACGUGGCUGUUGUCCAUGCCGUGUAUGCCCUGAAGGUGAGGACGGUCAGUAUGGGCACAGUCCUAAGCUUAGCAGUAUGGCUGAUUGCCAUCAUAGCCACCAGCCCACUGCUAGUGUUUUACCAAGUGGCCUCCGAAGACGGCAUUCUGCAGUGCUAUUCAUCUUACCAUCAGCAGACUUUAAAGUGGAAGAUCUUCACCUACUUUGAAAUUAACAUCUUGGGUCUGUUGAUCCCAUUCACUAUCCUUUUUUUCUGCUACAUCAGCAUCCUGCACCAGCUGAGGGGCUGCCAAAAGCACAAGACCAAGGCCAUCAGGCUGGUGCUCAUCGUGGUGGCUGCCUCUUUGCUCUUCUGGGUCCCCUUCAACGUGGUCCUCUUCCUCACUUCCCUGCACAGCAUGCAUGUUCUGGACGGGUGUGUCAUAAGCCAGCGGCUGAUCUAUGCCACCCAUGUCACAGAAACCAUUUCCUUCACUCACUGCUGUGUGAACCCCGUUAUCUACGCUUUCAUGGGUGAAAAGUUUAAGAAACAUCUCUCAGAAAUAUUUCAGAAAAGUUGCAACUACAUCUUCCUCUGCCUAGGGAAACGAGACUCUAAAGAGGGUUGGGAAAGGUCGUCGUCCUUCCAUCAGCGGUCGUCCGGUUCCUCCAGCAUAGACUACAUCUUGUGAGAAGGAUGCCUCGGAGAAGCUUGAGUUCACUGCCAUUCUUCUCCCAAGAGACAAACAUUACUCAUAUCAGAUCCUGAGGCUACAUGAAGGAAAACUCUUAGAACUUUGGUUAAAGGCACGUUUUAUGGCGAUCACAUGGCAUUUAAUAAAUUUUUUUUUUUACUGUUGUGAAAUAAUCUCAUUGUUCAAGGACUUCAUUACUACUUUCUGGAAAUAUUCUAUUUUGGAUACCUUUCCCGUGGUGGGGGUUAGGGCGACAGCAGCGGUGAUGGUAGCCAUGGUAAACUAAGCUGAACAAAAUCAGACAAUAUUACUGAAAAGGGUAUAACAACAACAACAACAAAAUGUGGGAUGCCUUGUCUUAGACUCCUAGUGUAGCUGUAACAAAUAUACUACCAGUGGGAAGCUUUAAGGAACAGGAAUUUACUGUCUCACAGUUUUGGAUGCUAGGAGUCUGAACUGAGCGUGUCUGCAGGGCUGUGCAGUCUUGUCUCUCAGCUUCUGGCAGCCUAUCUUGGCAUUCCCUAGCUCGUAGACAGAUCCUCACAUGGUCUCGUCUCCCUGCAUAUGUGUCUGUGUUUAUUCUGUUUUUCAUAUGACAACAUGAAGAAGGGAUUAGGUUUAGUACCUACCCUCCUCCAUAACAAAAGAAAACCCUUUCCAAACAGGGUCACAUUCACAGGUGCAGGGGUUAGCGCAUCAACAUAUCUUUUGAGGGAACACAAUUCAAUCCCUAACACUUCCUAAUAGUAAUACCCAUUUUUGUCGAGUUGAUUCCGACUCACAGUGACCACGUAGGACAAAACAGAACUGCCCUAUAGGGUUUCCAAGGAGCAGCUGGAGAAUUUGAACUGCCAACCUUUUGGUUAGCAGGCAAGCUCUUCACCAUUGCACCUGCAGGGCUCCAUCCUGAUAGUAAUAGCUAACAGAUAUUGAGAGCUUACUGUGUACCAGGCAUGGUCCUAAGGGAUCUGCAUGUAUCAGUUCAUUUAAUACUCAUAACCGUAUGAGUUAGGUACUAUUACAGCUGAGGAAACUGAAGCACAGAAAGGUUAAGCUUCUUGCCAAGGUUGCAGCAUAAGCAGAACUGGGAGGUGAGCCCAGUUUGGCUCUAGAGCCCGUGCACUUAACCACCAUGCUGGGCUACGUCUCUGUUUAGGGCAGGUGGGGAAACCUUUGAGCCUAGGCCUGCUUCAUUUAUCCUUUUUUUUAAGUUUCUUAAAACACCGCUAAAGGAAACUUAAGAGGAAAAUACUAACACUCCUGCCACCCUAAUACAAUAGUGGUUUCCUUUAUUUCUGAGUGAAUUUCAUGUAGCAACAGGUAUGGCGAUUUGAGAGGGUUAUCUCCUGAAGGUAACGUGAGGGGGUAGUUUCUGUCCUGUCAUAACCGCCUGUGUGACUUUGAGGAAGUCACUUUACCUUGAAAUCCAUAAUUCUAUCACCAGUCUCUUCAAGGCAAUCUAGGCUUUUAUGAGGCACCUUAAAACUCUUCCAGCCUCUACCUACCACCCAAUUACAACACUGCUUCCGCAUUUUAGGUCUUUGUUACAGCAGCAUCCCCACUUCCCAGUACCAAAUUCUGUUUGACUUAUAUUACCAUAGAUCAGUUUUUCUUGUUUUUGAAAUACAUUUAAAUGGGAUUAUACAGCGUAUAGUCUUUUGUGUCUGACUUCUUUCAUUCCUUAUGGCUUUCAUUCAUCGUGUGUGUGAGAUUCAUCCAUGUUUUUGCUUAUAAAAGUAGCUCGUUCAUUUUUACUGUGGUAUAGUAUUCCAUUGUAUGAAUAUAUAGUUUUUGUUCAUUUUACUGUUAUUUUGUACAUUGGGGCUGUUCCCAGUUUUGGAGUAUUAUGUAUAAAGUACGGGGCCCUGGUGGCGAAGUGGUUAAACGUAAAGUUGCUAUAAAUACUCUUGUAUAUGUCUUGUAAAAAAAAAAAAAAUUUUUUUUUUUUUUAUAUGUCUUGUGGUGGUCAACAGUACUCAAUUCUUUUGGAGAUAUAUCCAGGGAUGGAAUUACUGGAUCAUAGCAUGUAAGUGUGAUGAGAUUAGUUAGGUGCUGACAAACUGUUUUCCAAAGUGUUUGUAUCAACUCACAUUCCCAUCAAUAACGUUGAGAAUUCCAACUAGUCCAUCUCCUUGCCACCACUUGAUAUCCUCAGUCUUUUUUAUUUUAGCCAUUCUGGUGGGACUGCAGUGGUAUCUAUCACACAAUUUUAAAUUGCAAUUCCUUGAUGAAUAAUGAUGUUGAGUACCUUUUCAAAUGCUUACUGAUUGUGAGGAUAUUCUCUUUGUGAAGAGCCUGUUGAAACAGUUUUCAUAUUUCAUUAGGUUGCUUAUCUCUUUCUAAUUAAUUUUAGGAGCUUUUAAAUACUCCUGGAUAUGAACCUUUGUUGUUGUUGCCAGGUGCCAUUGAGUCAGUUACAACUCAUAGUAACCCUAUGUACACAGAUUGGUCUUUAUCAAUCGUAAAUAUGUCUCUAAUUAUAAAUGUAUUUUUCAAAUUUGUAGA